UUUGCCAUUGGGGUAAGAAAAACACAUUUCUCUGAAAACACGUCUUAAUAUUUUAUGUAAUUUUGCUUCUCAAGUAUAAAUGCGUCUUGUUUAAGGAUGUUUAAAUAUGUUUACUGGAAAACGACACUAAUACUGAUUAAGAAAAUGAUUUUUGCCAUUCCAGCAGCAGUGCUGCGAUAAUUAUGCUGUCAGAUUCUUCUCCCUCACCUCACUGUCCGCCUGCCAAACUCCCUUCACUCCCUAAAUCACUCUGUCCAAACUUCUCAUCUCUUCCCCUCUCCCAGCUGGCCUCACUCCCUCUGUGUUUACAAACCUUUAUUGGAAUGACUGCAAAGGAUCAAGUUUCACUAAAUUAUUCAAACCAAGUUAUUAUCCAAAUUAUUUAAAGACUAUAUACACUACCAUACUAUUUAAAAGUUUGAGGUCAGUAAGAUAUUCCUAUUUAAAAUGAAAGGUGCAGUAGAAGAUCUAGGAAAUUCUAAUGUUAGCCUGCUAGCAUCGAAAGCAUGAGAUCCCACCCUCCCUGCAAUUCGCCGUCCAAAGCCACACCUCCUCCAAAACACAUGAACGCACACACACACAGCUGCUCUUGCCAAAGCAAGACGACGUUACCUCAUGUCUCAAAGCACAUAACAUUACAAUAAUAAUGAACAUAAACAACUUAGAGAGCUUGUAACGGACUGCUGCAGAUUCAUUUCAGUGUUGAUACUGUUGACAUGGAAACGCAUAAUUCUAAAUCUGAGGACGUGAACAGCUCUGGUUAGAACGUCACGGGUUUUCAUCUCUUAAUUGACCUUUCGCAAAGACCCGCCCUCCUUAGUUACUGUUGCUUUGUCCGACAAGCCAUGGCGCUGUCACGCCACACGCAGUGUAAAAUACAUUGCGGAGCAAAGAGGAUACUGACAACACGUCGACAGACAAGACAGAGCAGGUUACUUAUGAUAUUAAACAAAGUCCCAGCUUUCAAAUUGUGUAAUUUUUUAAGAAAUUCGAACAAUAAAAACCGUUUUGUGGCUCUUUAAUGUGUCGUGACAGAUUUCUGCAGCGCCUCAGCUCAAGCGGCUCAUGAACCGAUUAUCUCUUCCUACUACUUAAUUUAUAUCAUCAAAUAAACAUGAAUGAACAUGAGAAAGAAAGUCCACCGAGGAUAAUCUUCUAACUCCUGACUGCUUUGUCGGACAAAAUGGCGGAUUUGGCGUUAUGAUUGGUUAGAUCGCCUGUCAAUCAAACUCCUGGCGAAGGGUCAAUUACAGUAGUUAUGGUGUGAACGCAGCAUAAGCUCGUUGUUUUGAUUCGACUGUAAAAUGUGGCUGCUGUUUGUUUGCGGUGCUCGUGACUGAGGUCUGUUCUUUUUAACUUUCUACUUAUCUAUUUAAGAGUCCUUUAAAAAAAUGUAUCACAGUUUUCAAAAAAUAUAUUAAGCAGCACUCUUUUCAAAUUUGAUGAUAAGCAGAAUUGUUUCUUGAGCAUCAAAUCAGCAUAUUAGUAUGAUUUCUGAAGGAUCAUGUGACACUGAAGACUGGAAUAAUGAUGCUGAAAAUUCAGUUUUGCAUCACAGGAAUAAUCAGAAUCACAUACUGCAUUUUUUUUUUUUUUUACCUACAUUGUUACAAUUUGAUUUAUUCUUGUAUGACAUCAACAACAUUGUGAUUUGUACAGUAUACAGUAGUUGUGAGAUGUAGUAUGCUAACAUGAUGCUCUCUAUUCUAAAUGCAAGAUUUCUUUGAUAAUCCCACAGCUUCUGUUUGUAUGACCUAUAUUCAAAUAUAACUACAUUACAUUUGCCUCAAAAUAAUCUGCCUGAGCAUUGUGUGGAGGGGUUUGUGUAACGGUCGCGAAAGAAAAAGUGCCCGAAAAGCAGCCCAAUACUGCUAUAACAUAACUAGAAGUUUAAAAAAAGUAGUCCCACCUGAAAAUAACAGCUCAAAUAACAAACAUUCUUACUGAAUAAUUCAUGUAAGUGCUUUAACAAAAAACAACAAAAAAAAGCCUCACAUUUCUGCUUUUAAACUCUCCCGACCGUUUUGACUGUAAGCGUGUUAAUGUAAGAGCAUUUUUGCAAACUGAUGGACAUGAUAAAAUUACAAAAGACCAUACCAGUGUACCAGCAUACUUUGAUAUGAUGUGAAUCAAACAAUAUGGUCUACUGAGAAAGAAAGAGAGAGACAGAAAGACAGAGAGAGAUUAUGAUUAUGUAAUGGAAUGCAGCUUGGUGGCUUUAGGCAGGAGUUUAGAGCAGGAGGUGUGUGUGUAUGUGUGUGUGUGUGUGUGUGUGUGUGUGUAGCCAUGCUGACCAGAUGGGUAGGCAGAUGUUCCCUUCAGCACUCCCUGCUCUCUGUCUUGAUCCAGACUGUACCACCCUUCACCUUCCCCCAACCCUGGAUCAUACCAUCAUAAAAAACGUCACGCCUAAGGUGGGAGCGGAGGAGACCCACAACGCCAUUCGCCGGGCGUUCGACGUGUGGCAGAACGUCACGCCGCUGCGUUUCGAGGCAGUGCCCUAUAGUGACCUGGAGCGCAACAAGAAAGAUGUGGAUAUUACUAUCAUUUUCGCCUCAGGUUUCCAUGGCGACAGCUCCCCCUUUGAUGGAGAAGGGGGUUUCCUUGCACAUGCCUACUUUCCUGGUCCAGGGAUUGGAGGAGAUACACACUUUGAUUCGGAUGAGCCCUGGACACUAGGGAACCCUAACCAUGACGGGAACGACCUCUUCCUGGUGGCGGUACAUGAGCUGGGUCAUGCGUUAGGCCUGGAGCACUCCAACGAUCCCACUGCCAUCAUGGCCCCUUUCUACCAGUACAUGGACACAGAGAACUUCAGACUGCCACACGACGAUCUGCAGGGCAUCCAGAAAAUCUACGGACCUCCAGAUAAACUUCCUCAGCCCACGAGACCUCUACCAACGGUCCCACCCGCCCGCUCACAUCCUCCCGCAGAUCCACGCAAAAACGACAGGCAGACACGGCCUCCGCGAAUACCAACCGGCGACAAACCAAUGCACCCGAACGCUAAGCCAGACAUCUGUGACGGCGGCUUCAACACACUUGCCAUCCUCAGGAGGGAGAUGUUCGUGUUUAAGGACCACUGGUUUUGGAGGGUCAGAGAUAACGCUGUGAUGCCCGGUUACCCCAUGCUCAUCAAUGUCUUCUGGAGAGGUCUGCCACCCAAGAUUGACGCCGUCUAUGAGAACAGCAAGGGCAAAUUUGUGUUCUUCAAAGGGAAGCAGUUCUGGGUGUUCAAGGACACAAUGCUACAGCCUGGCUACCCCCAGGACAUCUCAAUGUUUGGAAACGGCAUGCCAGCACAGAGUAUAGAGACAGCCGUCUGGUGGGAGGACGUAGCCAAGACCUACUUCUUCAAAGGAGAUAGGUAUUGGAGAUAUAACGAAGACAUGAGAACGAUGGAUCCUGGUUAUCCCAAGUCCAUCACAGUAUGGAAGGGUGUUCCAGAUUCUCCGCAGGGAGCAUUUGUGGACAAGGCUAACGGUUUCACGUACUUCUACAAGGGUAAAGAAUACUGGAAGUUCAACAACCACAGGCUGCGGGUGGAGCCCGGCUAUCCUCGCUCUAUCCUGAAAGACUUCAUGGGAUGCGACCUCACGCCCAUCGACCCCGACAUGCAGCCGACGGAUGACGAGGACGUCGUGAUUAAACUGGACAAUGAAGCCAGCACGGUCAAAGCCAUCGCUAUCGUCAUACCAUGCAUCCUGGCGCUCUGCCUGCUGGUGUUGAUCUACACCGUCUUUCAGUUCAAGAGGAAGGGUACGCCACGACACAUACUGUACUGUAAACGCUCCAUGCAGGAGUGGGUGUGAGUCAGACAGCCACAAGACACAGUGGUGUAAACACCCCAAACUUGCGGACUUUGGCUCUCGACCCGCGUCUCGCUCAAGGAGAACAGCGAGGGCCUUUGCUUUGAUUCCCCUCUCCAGGAGAUGAGGGGCGCUUUCCUUCCCGCCCACCCAAAACCCCCUUCUCUUCUCCCAUUGGCCCCGGUGCACCCGCUGUAGGACUUGAGGGAUUGCAAAAAUCCCACGGUGCAUUGCGACGUCUAGUGCCACUGUUCGACGUGGAAAACGCUGAUUGCUAUACCUUUAGGUUUUACAAGUGCACGCUGAAACGCGAAAAAAAAUUAAAUGAUAACAUCACAGGAGUCGUUUUGUUUUAUCUUUUCAGAUUUUUGCUUGGCUCCGAUCUAUAAUUUAUUUUCAAACAGAGAUAUUUACGAUUCCCUUUAAAGCACUCCCAAACCAAAUAAAGACUUUCUCUCCAAAGAGGAUCUUUUUUCUUUUUCUUUUCACGAACUUUUUUUUUUUUUCCUUUUUCUAUACGCUUUUAUUUUUUCCCUCCCUGCUCGAAAUAUUUUGCAGUGAUAUGUAGUGGGGGAAGUUUUGACUGUUGUGGCAGUCUGUCUCAAAACAGGGGCCAAAAUAUUCUGCAAUAUUUUUAACAGCCUUAAUUAUGGAUUGUGUUGUUUGCUUUUGUUUUAGUUUAUUCGUUUGUUUAUGAGCACCGCUUUCUUUGUCUGUCGGAAAGGCAGUGCAAUAUUGCUUUGCUCCCUUUGAGAUCGGAGAUCGUGGUUAACCUCAUUUUCGCCAGGGGGCUGCACUGCAGGGCCGCCCGGCCGCUGGAGCAGGGGCGGGACUCCUUAACCUCUGCCUAACAUGAAGCAUAUCAGUCAAAACAGAGGGAAGACCAAGCCACUGCAACGACGAAUAUUUUAUUACGCUUUUUCCGUCCGACGGUGGAAUUGCAACUGCAAAGGAAGUGCUUGAACCGUUAUCGUGCUUAACGCUCACUCGUUUGGUCGUGUUUGCACGGACAGAGAUUUGAGAAUUCGUAUCUUCCCUUUUUUCCGAAAGGUUGCUGUUCAAGCAUGUCAUCUCCUUCGGACUGCCUUGUUUUUAGGUCUGGAUGGGAUCCUAGAACCUUGAAGUACCAGAACCACCAGAGCAACUCAGGACAGCGCUUGAUUCAAAAGUGUAUGCAAGCAUUCACAUCCAGUCCUGUGUCUUUAUUAUCAACCGAGAAGAAAAUCGAGGAUAUAUCAUGUAACGUUUCACCAUUGCUUGUGAUCGGAAGUUUCUGCAAUUGGAUCUGCGAUAUUUUUUUUACGGAGUCAGAACUCUCAGUUCGGUUCGUGUUUCGCAGUCUGACUCUAGAUCGGUCCUUUGCGUCGAACGGAUGUUUGAACAUACAGUUAUUUGCUUGCAUUAACGUUUUAUAUGUUUUUUGUUUCGUUUUGGUACAUUUGAACAAACCGAAUGGACUCAACCUCAACUUUAAAGUGGUACUUAAAGUGCUAAGCUGUCAUCCGGCACGUUUCCUUUAGACGCGAGAGAAAACGUACGCGAUCUAAAGGAAACUAUAUGCGUGUUUCUAACAAGCAGUGUUUGAAUGUGUGUCUGUAUCGAUGCUAGAUUUUUUCUUUUUCUUUUUUUCCUUUUUCAUUGUUUUAAGAAAAAAAAGGAAAAAAAUGGGAUAUUCUUCAAGUUCAUGUACUUCAUGACUCGGUUUGGGACAAACCGUCCUGACAGACUUAAUAAAUUAAUCAGUAUAUGAUUAAAA
Ctenopharyngodon idella (grass carp) is the source of this 5565-nucleotide messenger RNA. Its product is annotated as matrix metalloproteinase-16-like. Lineage: Eukaryota; Metazoa; Chordata; Actinopteri; Cypriniformes; Xenocyprididae. Gene Ontology annotation, biological process: collagen catabolic process; skeletal system development; extracellular matrix organization. The record is from RefSeq and is a predicted model, not a curated record. The transcript has 8 exons. Gene Ontology annotation, cellular component: extracellular matrix. The coding region runs from base 2253 to 3812 and encodes 519 amino acids. Gene Ontology annotation, molecular function: zinc ion binding; metalloendopeptidase activity.